Molecule: messenger RNA, 795 nt
Organism: Ilyonectria robusta
Lineage: Eukaryota; Fungi; Ascomycota; Sordariomycetes; Hypocreales; Nectriaceae
Exons: 2
Coding region: 1-795 (264 amino acids)
Source: RefSeq, a predicted model, not a curated record
AUGGCCCUUCACGUGCUUCCGGUAACUGAGGCCCGACGGGGUCUUGUUGUCGACGGUGAACUUUGUGAUGUAGCCGAAAGGGGCCUGGAGAGCAAUCAGCCUCUCUUCAACAGGAGAGAGGCCAUCGAGCUCUUCAGGGUACCGAUGCUCGCAUCCGAUGUCCAUGUUGUUGACCGAGCAGACCUUCGGAAGCUUUCCAUUUUCCAAGCCGGUGCGGCACUCGUGGCACACCUGAACUCCAUCCCUGUCGUCCAGUGGAAGGCACUUCCUGCACUGCUGAAGAGUCCUCGUGGCCUGCAGCAAGGAGGGCGUCAACUGCCUCUUCCACUGGAUGGUGCGUCGACCUGGAGAGCGAGUGGGACCUCUUUGCGCCAUGAUCUUGUUGCUGAUGCCUCCUCUUUGUCGCGAAAGCAAGAUUCGUGGUAUUGUAGAAUAGAUCUGAGAGACUCCCGCUGGAGCUGGACGGUUUCCCGUAUCGGCCGCGGCCUCGUCGGGGCGCGGUUUGGUUGCGUGUUCGGCGGAGUUGGAAGCGUUUCCUCCAUCGACCGCCGCGUCUUCUUCGGGGAGCGGUUUGGUUUCGGGGCAUGGUUUGGUUGCGUGUUCGGCGGAGUUGGAAGCGUUUCCUCCAUUGACCGCCGCCUCCUCUUCGGGGAGCGGUGUAGGUGCGUAGGCGACGGAGCUGGAAGCGCUUCCUGUUCCCUGUGGCGCUUUGACGAAGGAAGGGUCUGUGGAGGGCGGUACAACCUGUUGGGAGUGGUCGGCCGCUCUAUCUGUUCGGUCUUUCCGGCCCUUUGA